Diaporthe citri is the source of this 1467-nucleotide messenger RNA. RefSeq lists its product as uncharacterized. The transcript has a single exon. NCBI's taxonomy places the organism in Eukaryota, Fungi, Ascomycota, Sordariomycetes, Diaporthales, Diaporthaceae. The record is from RefSeq and is a predicted model, not a curated record. Bases 1 to 1467 code for a protein of 488 amino acids.
AUGUCCGACCACGAUGACAACCACAUCAUCGACCACAAUGGCGGUCUCGUAGCCGCCCUGCGUUCCGUGUGGUUCUACUACAUAGCGUGCACACCAUGCAGGAAAGUCGGCCACCGUCGCGAGACCCGCAAAGAGGCCAAGCGAGAAAGGGGCCUGAAAGCGCGCUUGGAGAUGGAACAGCCCGGACUCUACAGACACCCGAACCCGGAAAACACGAAUGAGUACUGGAUGGAGGACAUCAGGAUGGGGCCCAGCCUGCCAAAAAGAGGCCCGAACAGCAAGAACCAGAGCCAAGGAAAGAUUAUCAGCGCCGGGCCCGCGGCUGCGACGGUGGACGGAUCCCAGUUGGAGCGAGGGCUCACCAACGGCAGCAAUGCGGCGUUUCCAAGCAACGAGACUGCCGGAAGCCCUACCGUGGUUGCUGCGGACGACCUCGAGGCGCGGACAACCCUGUCCAUGUCGGUGGCGGACUCGACAGAUCUGGAAUGGAACCACAAGAGAUACCAGAGAGAGGACGAGGAGCUGUGGGGCCACCAGAUGUACAACCGGGCCGGCCAGCGACUUCGCGAGGUCAUAACAAAGGGUCGUGAUACGGCAGGCAGGUUGUUUGAUACCAGGACAGGCCGAGAACGCGAGAUUACCGAGGAGGAGCGACAACAGUUCUACGGCGAGUACUACGGCGCACCGAGGAAUCCGCCCGUCAAUGAUUACCACCCACCUGUCGUCAGCAGCAGGCCCGCGCAGAAGGGAGAGUUCCAAUGGAUGCUGCAGCCCCCUCCUCCAGCCAAGGUCAUGGAGGGCAAGGUGCCCGUGAGCAGGAGCGGGUCCAAGACAAGCGUGAACAGCCGCAAGACGCAGGCUUCGCUUGCCAGCAAGGAGGAGCUCGGCCUCGGGCGCCUGGUCGGAGAGAAGCUCGUCAAGGAUAAGAUCCGCAAGGGAGAGAAACCCUCCGAGGCAGAGCUGACCGUCAUCACCGGACCAAGGCCUAACAGCCGUAGGACAAAGACGGCCUCUACGAUGAGCAGCAUUCCGAGCGAACGCUCCACCAGGAGCCGCAGCAACACCACAGGAUCUGAGUCUUCCGACACGAUAUACGAGCGCAGGAGGAAGAGGAGACUAGCGAAGCAGAAGGCCGCAGAGGAGGCUGGCUCAGAGGCUGACGAUGAGACCGACACCGAGGACCAAGCCCGGCCCGAACGACGCGCCUCUCAGAGGCCUAAGCUGCAGACUAUCGCCAGCUCUGACCUGGCUAGCAAGAAGUCUGGCAACACCGAGAACUUGUGCCCAUCCAAACUGGCCCCUAUGAGCGAGCCGGCUUUGUCCCCGAGCCCAAUGUCUAAGAGCCCAUUGAACGACAUCACCAACACCGCCAACCAAUCUCCCGCGCCUGUCUCACCCGCGGCAGAAACCAUACCCGACGGCAAGCCCGCCACCGCAUCGGCCGACAGUGGACUCGCAAUGGCUUAG